AUGCAGAUGUAUGUAAAUAGACGGUGCCUGGCUACGGGCACAGCCAGCUCAGCCCAGCCGUGUCCGCAGGAGGAACUGCGCUCUGCAUCCUCAGGCAUUCCACUGAAACUCGGACCUUUCUCUUACGCAGGAGAGACAAACCCAGGAAGAGGAGCCUCCUCGGGUUACAAAGUUGCGUCUGGCCCUGUCUUUCCCGGUCGUCCGGGCUGGCUCCGAGCUGGAGACGGGGCUCGGUCCGGCCGGGAGGGAGCGAGGGCGGGGUGCGGCCGGGGCGUGCGCGUCUGUCCGUCCGCUCCGCGUCUGUCCGGCUCCUCCGCGGACCGCGCGUCUGCACGCCGUCGGCGCGCACCUGGUCCCCGCUCCCGGCGCAGGCCCCUGUCCGUCCGUCCGUCCGUCCGUCCGUCCGUCCGUCCUUGCCCCUGCGCGGAGCGGCGGCCCUGGGCUGGACGCUCGCUGGGAACCGGGGCCGGUGCAGCCGCCCCGCCGGACCCCACCCCGGGUGUUCGGGCCUGGCGGGUCCCCUCCCUGGCGGGUCCCCGCCCGCGGACUUUCCCGAGAGUUCCCGGGCGCGCCGCUCGUCCUAGGCCGUGCGCGCGGAGCCGGGGGCGCCGGCGGACCCUAGGGCCUUCUUUCUGUGCUUUCCGCGGCUGCGCUUUCCCCGCUCUCCUUCGCCCUCACCUUCCCGCUAACCCACGCCCGAAGCGCGCUGGCACCCGCCGUCCCGGUCCUCCGCUCCGCUGCGGCCGCGCAGCCCGGCCCGCCUGGCCGCCCGCGUCCACUCGCUGGCCCUGCAUCUGAUCUCACUCUCUUCUCGGCAUAAGUUAGUGUCCUUGGUGUGAAGUGCUCCCGGGAGCACCCUGCGCCCCCCAGGUUAGAGUACUGUGCGCGCCUCCCCAGGUUAGGGUACUGCCUGCCCCAGGGAAGCGGAGCUGGGGCAGUGUGUCAGCCCGCGGGCCCUUCGCACCUCCGACCCCAGCCGGCAGGCGCUGGGGAGCCCUAACGAGCUCUGGGACUUGUUUCCUCCCAGGGCGUGCCAAGUGCUUGUGAGUUAUCUCCGAGCGGGGCCCACGCCCUCCACUCGUGUCUCCGGGCUUCCAGUGUCGCCAGCCUGUCCGCUGCCUCCUCGCCGCAGCCCUGGCCGGGAGGCAGCGCCGGCCGGAGACCUCGUCCUCUCGCCUCUCCUCUCCGGCUGCUGCAGCUGCCGCUGAGACUCGCCGUGGCCGCUGCCUCUUCCCGCUUUAAUCCCAGACCUCCAGUCAUUGGGCAGCUCCUCAGAGGCAAGAAGUCAACACCAUGGCAACCCGACAAGCCUAUCAAAUCACCGGCUGGCGUGACAGCGGGAGCACCGCAGGCGGGAGUGGGCUGGGCGGGAGAGCAGAGUGGCCACUGCGUUCAGGUACCCAGUCUGGGAGUGGACAGCAGCUGCCGGCCUCCACAUCUGGCGACGCAUCUGUGCACACUCAGCUCCUCUUCGCCCUGGCCCCUAGAUGCCCUAGCCGUUCUGGAGGAGGAAGGGGAAGAGGAGAACCGGAGAGGCUUACAGGGUCGGGAAGGCUGCGUAAAACUUCCAAACUAAAAGGAAUCGAAGUCCUAGAAACUGUAAACUGAAGAUGCCUGUGCCCCAGCGCCUCCCUCCCCCGUGAAAUCCUGUCUGGGUAGCCCGAGAACCCAAAGUGUACGUGUCCUUGCCAGUUCUGCCCUUUCCUUAAGCAGCAUUCACGUUCCAUCCUCUUCUGGAGUUUAAAAAGGAUAAGGCAUUUUUAAAUUGUAUUGUCUACCAGUGUUCUAUUCUGCAAAAAUACAGCUCCGCUUCAAGUCGAUCGACUGUCCCGGAAGUGACCUACAUUUUACCUGGAACUGUCUUCACCUCUUUCUUUCACACCCACUAAGUGUGGGCUGUCCCGUGCGUUCUAGACCUUGAUGCCUUAAAGGGAGAGACACAGCAGCCUGGAAAGUGUCUGGGUUCCUCUAAGGCCUACCUGGCCCUUGCAUUUCCUCACUGUCCUUAAGAAACUCUGAAUUAGGCAGA
Molecule: messenger RNA, 2029 nt
Organism: Chinchilla lanigera (long-tailed chinchilla)
Lineage: Eukaryota; Metazoa; Chordata; Mammalia; Rodentia; Chinchillidae
Product: translation initiation factor IF-2-like
Source: RefSeq, a predicted model, not a curated record